GUCUCCCCUUUUCUCCCCCCUUUUCGGCUUUAACGUAGCUCGUACGCUCGCGGACAACCGGCGCCCUCUUUCCACCCCAGAAGCGAGCCCCGUCCGGCGGCAGUGGUUGAAGCUGGGAGGAGACGUAAACUAGGGCAUCCUGCCCCUCGCCGUAUAAAAACUGCCGCGCCGGACGGCGAGAAAGUGAAAGAAAUAUCGGAGGGGUGACCGGGAAGAGAGCGCGCCGCAUCCUCCGCAGCUUCUUCGCUGAGCCCCGCGAGUUCGACACGCCUGGCGCAUCCGAUCGGUCCGACCCGACCUUCUUCAAAAUCGACACCUGUACGCGACCUGCCUGCCUUCUCGAUUCGGUGUUUGGAGGCUGCGUUUUUCCUCUCCGUGGAGAUAAUAGGCCAGCGUUGCUGAACUGAAAUCGCCAUGAUUGUUCAGAUGCUGUUCCUCACUUCAGUGCUAUGCGCCCACGGAGCCCGGGCGUUGCGGCCGUACGAGCCGCUUGAUGAGGAUUCCAAUUCGGGCAUUCCGGCAGUGCACGCGGCCCCGGCCUUCGAAGACGAGAAGAAUCCACAGGACGAUGUGCCGACACAGGAAGACGACAUGGACGACAUGAUGGAAAACGGAAAUAUGCCACUGACGCGGCAGCAGUCGUACCACUUCUCGUACCAGAUUAGGGACUCUGAUGGCAACUCACAACAUCACAGCGAGCAGAGCGACGUGAGAAAUAACCGCAGGGGCUCCUACGGCUACCAGGACGCGAACGGUGUGUACCGCCACGUGGAGUACGUGGCCGACAAGAAAGGUUUCAGGGCUUGGAUUAAGACGAACGAGCCAGGUACCACCAACCAGGAGCCCGCCAGCGUCCGCAUAACGGCCGAGAUGCCACCCGCGAAGGUCGUCGAUGAGGCCACCUCACCUCCGGCGAAACCUAACACGGUCGCCGAUCGCGUAGGCACCAUGCCCGCUCGACCCGCGGUCUCAGCUGUGCCUGCUUUUACUCAACACGAUACGUUUCCCGUUUACCCCGUCCAUACUGCGGGUGUAGGGGCUAGACCCGCCGUAGCUGCCGUGCCUGCCUUCCACGUAUCGGAUGCCGGUGAGUACGAACUUUCCAGACCCGUGGCUCCAGUGCCAGCCAUCGACAUCGCCACUGGCACCUACCCGUCGUUCGACUCGAAACGGCUGUCCGGCGCUGGUUACGGUCCCUCGGACUACAGUCGACAGGAUGCAGUUCCGGUUCAGGAUCACCAGGGAGUGCCCGACGCGGGCAUUGCCGACUUUGUGUACUAUCCGGAGCAGCAGAGGAUACAUAAUUACGCUGACAAAUAUGGAGCACAGGGCUACGCACACUAUCGCCGACCAUCGUACUCAAACCAGGCCGUGCCGAAUGCGGUCCCUCUUUACAAGUCCAUUCGCCCGUUCCCGACACUGAGCUCAAAGAAGGGGACCGAGGAUUCGGGUGAAGUUACCCAGAAGCACGGAAUUCCCGUGGGCGUGACGUACGUUAACGCACAGGACGUGAUCCGCCCAUUCGAGCGACCACAGUCGUACGACAUCGCCAUGACCGGUGUGGCUUCGAGGUACAAGAGGUACCUCCAAUGGAACGGGCGGGGCAAUUUGCGCGACUGAGUGCCUGUGGUGCGUGGUCGCCGGCGACGUCGCUUGUAAAUAUUCAUGCUCUGGUGUGUGGUUCUGUCAGCGGGCUGUUUCUCGAUCGUUAUGCUUUGCAUGCGUGGUAAUUUCGUCUUGUUUUUUCUGGCGUGCUUUGUGCUGGUACAACAAGGCCCACCUGAGUCUGCGUGCCAUUGUGUUGUGAUUGGUCUCAUCGGUAACAGUCGGCGUGAAAUGUUCGCUCAAACGAUGCGGCAUUGUUGUUUCAAUAAACCUCAGUCCAUGUUGUGCCAUAUGAA
Molecule: messenger RNA, 1901 nt
Organism: Rhipicephalus microplus (southern cattle tick)
Lineage: Eukaryota; Metazoa; Arthropoda; Arachnida; Ixodida; Ixodidae
Cellular component (GO): chitin-based extracellular matrix
Molecular function (GO): structural constituent of chitin-based larval cuticle
Source: RefSeq, a predicted model, not a curated record